AAAAAGAAUGUACAUAAUCACUACGUUUAGGCAACACUAUCAACAAAUAAUAAAUAAAUAAAUAUGCAAUAAAGGAUAAUGAAGUGUUACAAUAUUAUUCUUUAUUUGUAAUUCAGUUUACAUCAAUUAAAGCGUACCGGUUUAAGACCCUUUGACAACAAUUCCCUCUAGUAAGUGCAGUGCAUUCAGUUUUGCGAAUUUUCAACUUGUUGCUUCAUCUAGGUUGAUGCCAACAUGUCUUCACUGGAUGAUUCGAAAUCUUCGGAUGACUCCUUCAUCAUUUUGGGCACCUCUCCAGGAUCCAGCUUGGAUCUCAAAUGUGAGCCCGUGAAUGGUCAGCCUUUGAAUAUGAAGCAGAUGGAAGAUUCCAUUCAGGAUUUUUCCACUGAGGCUAAUAUGGCUUUGAAGGCUCAUUUCAAAUUGGGAGAUAGUCCGUCACCAGCCAGCCUGAUGGUGGCAAGCAACAUGAUCACAGAAGACAUGAGCCUGGAGGAUUUGCAGAAUCGAUUCGGGGAACUCCUCGAUGAAAACUUGAUUCUGAAGGAGACAUUGAAGAAGAACAAUGACUCUAUGAAGGAACAGUUCCUGAUGAUAGCCUCCUGUCAGGAGGAUAUGGUGAAGACGAUCAAGAUGCAGGAGGAUAAAUUCGUGGAGGCUAAGGCUUUAGUUGAAAGGCUUCGUCAAACAAACAAACGUCUGAAGAAAGAGGCGGAGGAGUUCUCACGGUCGGCAGGUUCCAACGGGAGCAAAUCCGGGCCGAGCUCGGCGGUGGAGUUUGUGACGUCACCAGAUGAUGACACCAUCAACAAGCUGACGAGCCAGCUGGAGCUGGUUGAGAAACAGAGGCGACAAUUGAUAGUUGAGAAUGAGAAGCUGACAUGGCAGAAGGAGUCUCUGGAACACAUUGUGGACCUCACGACCAAGGAGCGUGACAGAUUGCUGAAGGCAUUACACGAAGCGGAGAUAAAGAUAUCAAUUAACGAAGAAACCCAUAAUAAUGAAAUAUCAGAAUUGAAAGAAACAGCGAAGACCUUGCGGAAUCAGCUUAUUGUUAGUAACGCCGUGACCAUGCCGACUGAGGAGGUGAUGGUAAGAGAAACGAAGAUUAAAAAUUUGGAGGCCGAAGUGAAUGCGUUACAAGCGGCCAACAAGGAGUCUAAACUUCAGAUAUUGGACCUUUAUAAUGUCAAGUUAGAGCACACAAAAUUUAAAUCCACCUCGCAUGAGCAGUGUAAAAUAUACAAGAUUCAACUGGAGAAGCUGACUUCAAAGCUGAAGGAGGCCCAGAAAGUGGAACUCAAACCGGUAUCCUUGCCAAAGAGUCUCGAGCCAACAUCUGAGGGAACCAUCGUGGAGUACAACGUGAGAUUGUAUGAAAAAGCUUUGAAGCAUCUCUCUGAACAUCUGACGAACGUGAAUCAAGGAUCGCUAAACAGUCUUCGGAAAAUAAUUGAUUUGAUGUCAACCUUAUACGACUACAAAUUGGAACGGAUAAAAGAGGAAGGGUUCAAAGAGGUGCUACUCGACGCCAUGGCACAAUUUGAAAAGCAACAAAACCAUGAUGUGGUACAUAUUGAAAAUGUGAAAUCUGCGCUCGCUGUUUUUGAGAAAAUAUUCACGGACUACAAAAAAUCCCUGACGGCGUCUCCACAACUUCCAUCUCAGUCAACUGAUCUGAAUGCGUUGACUAUCGCGUUAUUAGCGCGCGGAGAAGAGGUUGACAACUUAAAAAUGGAAUUGAGAGAGUUACAGUCUAAACAGGAUGACAUGGCCCUUCUCAGAGCUCAGAUAGACACGUACAAGAUGGAUUUCGAAGCGGAACGCGAGAGCCGAGAAAAGAUGGCCUGCGAGAAGGCGACCCUUGAGGGGAGAUUGCGAACAUCGCUACAGGAAGUGGAGAGGCUGUCUUCCGUGUUGGAAAUGGCCAUAAAGAAAUAUCCAGACAUUAUUCAGACCAUGGCGAGGUCUACCUUCCCAACGGGAUCCACGCGCUCCACGACCAGGGAACAAUCAUCAAAUGCGAGAGACACGAUGUUUAAAUGUCCGCAAUGCACGUAUUUCAAGGCUAAAACGCAGGAGGAGAUUUUUAAGCAUUUAGAUAACUGUUUGGGUCCCAGUUUUUGUAACCCAAUGUAGCCUGGAUAAAGGCAAAAUAAAGUUUGAGUGGAUAAGGUGAUAUAUUGUGAUGAGUUACUAUUGAUUUAGUUAACAUUAGUUUUAAAAUAUGAUCUUCAUUAAUUCAUUGUACCUAUGGUUUUUUUUAUCUAUAAACGGUGUGAUAACCCUACCCAGUUUCAUUUGGUAUAUUUAAAAAUAAAUAGUGUGUUGUAUUUAGAAGAAGAAAAAGAAAAUUUGCUACUAACACAUUCCUUUUUACACUUACGUAAUCUUACGUAUAAAAUUUUUUAUUAGAAAAUUUCACACUCAUGUUCACUAAUUUUUAUUUUUUUAUUAAUUUUGAAGGUUUUUUUCUUUUUCAAAUUAUUAAUUUUUCUUUUUAUUGUGAUACGAAUGGACUGUUAUUUUACUAAAUAACCUUCUUUAAAAUUUAGAUCUUUCUAUUAUAUCAAUGUAGUGCCAUUUAGUAGUAUUUUUGUAGAUAUGUUACAAAACAUACAAAAAAUAUGUAUUAAGUAUUUUCUGUUCAUUGUAAGAAGGUAUUGGAAAAAGACAAUGUAUUGAAAAAUACAUCCGUUAUUUUAUCAAAGUGACGUCAUGUUUAAAAGUUUGAGAAUAAAUAACUGCAAGUUGCUCUUGCAAUAAGAGCUAUUGUUGCAUAUUAAAUAUUCUUCCAAGUUCCAUUUAGUGAGAUUAAGUACCUGUAUUUUAGAUAAUGUAAUGUUGAUCCAAAUAAACUUAACAAUUUAGAAGAGAUUCUCACUUUACUUGAUUUAUGAUUUAACUCACUUACCAACGUAGAUUUUUAGUGAAGUUAUUAAUUUUUUAUUAUUGUUUGCCUUAAUGCUAAGUUUAGUUGUUUUCAUGUUUUAUCAGCGUUAUUCUUUUUAUAUGGUACAAAUUACACAGAUUGAGUUAGUUCAAGACUUAUGUUAGGAGGUUCUCAACGAUACUAUAUUUUAUAAUAAAUACUUACGUGAAUUUAGAUCAACAUCCAAAACGAAGGCCAAUCAAUGAAAGUUUUCAUUCGAUUCUAAUCAUGCCCUGGCCGGGUGUCGAACCCGGGUCCGCAGGUGUCACAGUCACACCAAAACUAACUACCACUGCGCCACAGGGGCUGUCAGAUUCAUUCAUUCAUCAAAUUAAUAUUGAAAUAGUUUUGUUUAAUAAUUUGCAGUUAUUUGAGAAAUAGAUCUGUGGUAAUGAAUUUUAUGCAAUUUUUAUCUAAGUAAAAAACAAACUAAACAAUAAUUGUAAUAUUAAUAAUUCUUUUACACCACGAGAACUAACAUUUUUACGCAUUCCUACAGGUGUAUAACAAAAUCUAUUCAUAUACUAUAUUCAAGUAUGAAUCCGAUAUAUUAUAAAUACGUUUUUAAAGUAUAAGGUAAAUUAUUAUUUCUGAAACCUGAUAACAGAUCAGCUUAAUAUGAUAACGCGGGCGCAUUUCAUGUGAGAUUAUAUAUCAAGUGUCCACUUUCCGAUGACGAUAAGUGACGACUUUUUAGAAACUGAUAAGGAAACCUGAUGAGAAUUGCAAUUCUAUAAUACAAUAUAGAUUAAUGUCUGUGACAGUAAGGAAAUAAUAUAUACGGGGCAGACUGCACAGGUUGAGUUAGCCUUGAAGUAAGUUCGAGACUUGUGUUACGAGAUACUAACUCAACGAUAUUAUAUUUUAUAAUUAAUACUUAUAUUGAUAAACAACCAACACCCAGGCCAAUUAGAAAAAGUUCGUUUCUCAUCUGAAUAUGCCCUGGACGUGAUUUGAGCCCGGGUCCUCCGGGGUCACAGACAAGCGCACUACCGCUGCGCCACAGAGGCCGUCAAAUAAUAAAAAAUAAAUUUGUCUGUAAUAUUUUUAAGCAAAUACGUCAAAUACUCUAAUAUUUGACAUCUGUCACAGAGUUUAAGCUAUAUUUUAUAGAUAAGUAAGUUUGUGGCAUUACAUGUAGUAAAAUAUGAGAUAACUUAGUGUUUUUCUUAAGGAUAGGCAGAAGUUAGAUAAGGUGGAAGACCACUGUGGAAUUGUAUCGUAAAUUAUCGUGUAUUGUAUCUGUUUGUUUUUUGAUAUUUCAUAGAAUUAAAAAACUAUUUCGUGACUUGCAUUAGCCAUUAUAGUUGCAUUGCAUUAGCAUAGCACUUGGUAGCCAAAUUCAGAUACUGAGGGGUUAGUGCGAGUUUUACUUGAUCAAACGCGUUGAGCAAGUAAUUACGAAUUUGAAUGGAAUUGCAUUAGUGCCAUCGUGUAACCACUAGGGGGCGCUAAUGAAAUCACAUACAAAUUCGCGUUUACUUGCUCGACGCGUUUGAUCGAGUAAAACUCGCACUGACGCCUCUGUUUGUUGUGUUGUAAAUAUGACUGUGUUGCAUGUAACUGAAAUUACUUGUCUAUUCUUUAAAAUAAAAUGUUUUGGCAUUAUAAUAUUAAACCGAAGUCAUAUCCCGUUUGGUUUAUUAUAAGAGAUACUCCUCGUCCUGUCUGCAAAGUGUUAAGAAUAACAAAUUAUUGCGAUACGUGAAGUAAAGAUUAAUGUAUAAAAACUGUUUGGUAAAAUCAUCAGUUCGAGAUAAUGACAGGCAUUUGACAACCGCUGACGUAUGGCUUAUCGAUAGUAUCGAUAGGCCUUUCGAUAUUGUGAUGAUAAAUGUGUUGUACACCCUUGCCUCAAUUUUGUAUGCUAUACUCUUAUUGUCAGGUCGGCUGGAAGAGAUCCCACUUAGGGAUAAGCCCGCCUUUGUACUGUACUACUGUUUUAUAUUUGUAAUGUACUCUUUUAGUGAACAAUAAAGCAUUUACUUACUUAUUUUCUUGGGCAAUUAUCGAUAGUGAAACUGUCGAUUGUUUGGCAACGCUAGUGUUUUGUUUGGGUCAAGUUGAUUAAUUUAGAUCUUGGAGUGAGUUUGGUUCUUAUUCCUGACACAAAUGCGUUGAAACCGCGUGGUUUUGGUGGGUUCGAAUCCCAUAUAACCGGCUGGCUACCCGUGAUAUGGAAAUCCUUUUAUUUGAGCAAAAUUCGUAGCUCAGCAUAUCCGUUAAAAUUUAGGGUAGACUAGACAUAGCCAACAUCAAGACAGGAAGGACAUAAACAUGUCGUUAAAAUAUAAGAAAUCUUGUAAUAUUUUGCUGAAAGCGGUUGUCAAAUGUCUAUCAUUACCUCGAAUUUUGGGCGUGGUCCAGACUUUGACCUCUAUAGACAUGGCGCCACCAAUCAGCUGUCUUGUCACUAGUGAUGAGAUUAUCUUAAGAUAACGGUAUUCAGGGUAACAUUGACGUUGUACAAAGCGUGAAAUAUUAGUCGAUUCUAGGAUAUUGUUAGAACUAUAGUAAUUUAGUGAGGUAGAAGUACACACAUAGUUUUGGAAAAAUCACAUGGGAUAACUUAUAAGGCUUGGUAUUCCUUAAAGAUGUAUAGAUGUCAUUCGUUUGUGCUGUUUUAUGCCGCUCCUAAUUAAUGUCAACAACUAUGGAUUCCUUACUAUAGAUUUGUAGUGGGAGUGAAAGAGAUAGAUCAAUAAAUGUUCGUUUUUGACAGCUAUCAGUUAGGCAAUUUUUUCAGUCCAAGGAGCUUGUCAGUCUUACUUAAUAAUAAAAAAACUCGUUCUAAUCAGGCCAGUAAUUAUUACAACAAUCAAAAUGAGUUGAAGAGAAAAUAUAAAAAUAUAAAGACUUUAUAUUCUAAAGUCUAAAGGCUGGUUAAGUUUUUUCUGUGGUUGGUUAUAAUUUCAUAGUUUAUUUUACCAUACUUUCGUGUGUGUGUACUUAUAGAAAAAAAAUUGGCAGCGUCAUGAUAUUGAUGUCAUUCGAAUCUGUAUUGUAAUGGCGUAGAAUUUUUUUUUAAAUUACCAAAUAUUCAUGGUGUCAUAGUAAGGCGGGUUUGAUUAAAAAUAUUUCUUUUGGAAUCUUAGGAAAUUAAAAGAAAUUAUUAAGUUUAAACAAAAUGUGUGAUUUAAAAUUAUGUAAGCUUUAUUUUACUUAGAUUUAGAUAAAACUUCCGUGUCUUUAUGACAAGCACAAUAUAUUUUUUAUGAUUAAAUGUCACUUAAAUGGUU
Messenger RNA from Amyelois transitella, 6168 nucleotides. It is a transcript of the gene key, whose product is annotated as NF-kappa-B essential modulator. NCBI's taxonomy places the organism in Eukaryota, Metazoa, Arthropoda, Insecta, Lepidoptera, Pyralidae. Bases 235 to 2136 code for a protein of 633 amino acids. Gene Ontology annotation, biological process: regulation of canonical NF-kappaB signal transduction. The record is from RefSeq and is a predicted model, not a curated record. Gene Ontology annotation, molecular function: K63-linked polyubiquitin modification-dependent protein binding. Gene Ontology annotation, cellular component: cytoplasm; nucleus. The transcript is spliced from 16 exons.